AUGUCGUCGCGGUCUCGAUUACGAUUGUCGCUGACGGUGGAUUCUCCAAAUGCAGGCUCUGAAACCGACGAACAGCUCCUUCCGCAACAACGACCGUCACUUCCCGCUUCGAGAGGCAGCUACAACCAAGACUUGGAGACGCAGCUGCAGCAACAACAACAACAACAGCACAAUCUACCCACUCUCUCCCACCGAUUACGCCAUGAUGCUUCAGUUCUUGCUCUCGCCCUUUCAGAUGAUGCCAUCUUUGCUGGCACCCAACGCGGCGAGAUCCUCGUCUACUCGCUCGACACGUACGACCGCAUUGCCCUGCUCGAAGCACACAAAAGCAGCGUCCUCGACCUCUGCAUCUGUCCAGAAGAAAACCUGCUCUUUUCCACCGCUGCCGACCGCAUUACAAAUGUUUGGGACUUGAACACAUACCAACACGUCUACUCGCUGUACUCGCGCUACGAUACCGGCGAUGUCUUUUGCGUCGCAUACUCGUCUUUGCUACGUACCGUCUACCUCGGCGCUCAAAACACCAGUAUCCAGUGGUAUGACUUGAAAGAGAAGGAUCACAGACCAAAGCCGAAGCUAAACGAUCACCCAUCGUUGAGAGAAGAUCCUUUCUUCGACUCACGGGGGCCUGGCGGUGUUAGAACUCCCAGACCGGCGGAUCAAGGUCUUCCUGCGAGACAUGCUGCUGGAGGCGAUGUUUUGGAGAUCGAUCAGGACAACAUCAAGCACUUUGCGCAUUAUGGCUAUGUUUAUUGCAUGAUGUUGGCAAAGGGUGUUGUGCCUGAUGCUCCGGGCGAUCAGGUCUUGAUCUCCGCUGGUGGCGAUGGUGCUAUCAACCUGUGGACUAUGGAUGCGAAUCGUGGUGGUGCUAUUGAUCUGCUCUAUACACUGGACGAUGGCAGAGAGGAAGGCCAAUCUAUCUUGUCUCUUGCCCUUGAUGCCACUUUCCUCUACUCUGGCCGCACUGGCGGUGAGGUCAAUGUCUGGGAUUUGGAGACGAGACAGCUCGUACGAAGCUUGAAGGCGCAUAGAGAUGAUGUCUUGUCAAUCUGUAUUGGCGGCGGGUAUAUGUUCUCCGCCGCCGUUACCGGUUACGUGAGGAAAUUCGACCGUCAAUAUCAAUGCGCCAGCAGACUUCGCGCCCACGAAGGUCAGAUUUUAACUUCCGCCUUCACAUACCACAAGGGCAAGCCUUUGUAUGUGACUGGUGCCAACGACGAUACUGUCGCUGUUUGGGAUGUCAGCGAUUGCAUCAUGUCGCCGACUGCUGUCAAGAGAACAACUGAUGAGCAGAUGCUUGACCAUCUCAAACGCUUCAUCGCCUACCGUACCGUCUCUUCAGAUCCCAAGUACAAGGGUGAUUGUCGUCGCGGUGCUUCAUAUCUUCGUUCCGUCUUCAAGAGCUUUGGUGCUGCCACUGAGAUGCUGCCCACCGAAGACGGCUCCAACCCCGUCAUCCUCGCUCGCUUCAGAGGCAACCCAUCCACUGCGGCAACCAGGAAGAAGGUCUUGUUCUACGGUCAUUACGAUGUCGUUGCUGCCGACAACGAGCAAGGCAAAUGGAUCACUGACCCUUUCGUCAUGGAAGGCAUCGACGGUUAUCUUUACGGAAGAGGCACAUCGGACAACAAAGGUCCAAUCAUGGCUGCAAUUUUUGCCUGCGCCGAACUCAUGUCAGAGCAAGCCCUUGGCUCAGAUGUCAUCUUCCUGAUUGAAGGUGAAGAAGAAAGUGGUUCGCGCGGUUUUGCAAAUGCCGUCAAACAGCACAAACAGACCAUUGGAGAUGUCGACUGGAUCCUGCUUGCUAACAGUUAUUGGCUGGACGACUCGAUACCUUGCGUCACCUAUGGUCUUCGUGGCGUUAUUCACGCUACCGUUCAGGUUGAGAGUGAUCACCCUGAUUUGCACAGUGGUGUCGAUGGAAGUUCGCAGCUUGAUGAACCUCUGAAGGAUCUUGUCAUGUUGCUGUCUACACUCACGGGCACCCACGGCAAGGUCAAGAUUCCUGAAUUCUACGACCCUAUUCCCGAACUGAGCAAGGAAGAGGAGAUUCUUUAUGAGGACAUUACUCAAGCUCUGGUUGCUAGGAACCCCGAUCUUGGUGACCCUCGAGAUCUUUCACUUUCUCUCAUGCGUCGUUGGCGAGAGGCUUCAUUGACAGUCCACCGCUUCCAAACGUCUGGUCCUGCAAAUGCGACAAUCAUCCCCAGGCUCGCAAAAGCAGCUCUGUCACUUCGUCUGGUGCCAAAUCAAGAAGCAGACACAGUAGGAGAAGCACUGAUCAAGUACUUGCAAUCAGAAUUCAACAAGCUGGGAUCACACAACCGCAUGAUUGUCACUAUCGACCAUCAAGCCGAACCCUGGCUCGGCGACUUCAACAACCAAAUCUUCCAAACCCUCGACAAGGCAAUCAUGGAUGUGUGGGGACCUAUUCCCGAAGUCCCUCAACAUCGCAGAAAAUCUUCUCUAGCUGUCAGCAAAGAAAACGCCCUCAAAGUCACAAUCCCCAAAAAGGAGGAAGUGCAAAACACAAACAUUUCCAAACCAUCGCCUACCACCUCGUCCGUCCUCGCCAAUGGUGGACCCAAUAAUACCUCCGCCCUAUCCGACAUCACCAACGACUCUAUUUCCCUUCCUCUCCCCCAACUCUCCGCCAAAAAACCACGCACCAAACCUCUCUACAUCAGAGAGGGAGGUUCCAUCCCUGCCAUCCGCUUCCUAGAAAAAGAGUUCGGAGCUCCGGCUGCACAUUUCCCUUGUGGCCAAGCGUCUGAUUCUGCGCAUUUGGAUAAUGAGAGACUGAGAUUGGUGAACUUGUAUAAGAGUAAGGAUAUUUUCAAGAGGGUGUUUAAGGAUUUGCCUAUGAAGUAG
Molecule: messenger RNA, 2871 nt
Organism: Aureobasidium melanogenum CBS 110374
Lineage: Eukaryota; Fungi; Ascomycota; Dothideomycetes; Dothideales; Saccotheciaceae
Product: glutathione degradosome
Exons: 2
Coding region: 1-2871 (956 amino acids)
Biological process (GO): proteolysis; glutathione catabolic process
Molecular function (GO): protein binding; peptidase activity
Source: RefSeq, a predicted model, not a curated record